Molecule: messenger RNA, 245 nt
Organism: Scutellospora calospora
Lineage: Eukaryota; Fungi; Glomeromycota; Glomeromycetes; Diversisporales; Gigasporaceae
Source: the annotation of a GenBank genome assembly
UUUUUCUUUCUAUAACUGCUAUAGUUUAUACUAUGGUAAAGAGUUAUAGAAUGCAUACUUCUAGCUCUCGAAGUAAAUUUGAGCUUUGCGCCUCGACGGAUUUACCCUCUCUUGUAGCUAUAUCAUCAACAGUUGAUAAUGAAAGUGAUGAGCUUUUUUGGAAGGGAUACAUCGACCUUCACCGUGAACGUUAUAUACUUGAAUGUGUUUCUGCGGAAAGUGAUAUUGAUCUCACUAUUAAUCAG